AUGCCCACAGAAUCUGGAGCGGCCAAUGCUACAAGUGAAGCAGCCACGCUACCAAUCCAGCCCGUGAUCACACCUGGACUCGGCAUUGCGGGUGUCAUCCUAAUGGCAACUGGAAUCGCACUGGCUCUUGUCGGCAUUAAGCACCAAUGGCUUCAUGUCUUCCUGAGUACUGCUUUACUCACUGCGCUGGCGGUGACAGUGCUCAUCGUCUAUGUCAUGAAUCCGCCCGUCCCCAACGCUAUUCAAGGAGCAUAUGUGGUCGCCGCUGUCAUGACUGGUCUGAUAUUUGGUUCGCUAGCCCUGGUCUUCAAAGAAGUGGCUGAAGGUCUUGGCUGUCUACUAGGUGGCUUCUGCUUGUCAAUGUGGUUCCUUACGCUCGCCCCCGGUGGCCUCGUUUCCUCCACGAGUGGAAGGGCGAUCAUGAUCGCGGUCUUUUGCCUUGCUUUCCUUGGCCUUUACUUUAGCUAUUAUACACGAACUUACGGCCUUAUAUUCUGCACCGCAUUCGCCGGAGCUCAGAUUUCGAUCAUUGGCAUCGAUUGCUUCAGCCGAGCUGGACUCAAGGAAUUCUGGAUGUACAUUUGGAAUCUUAACAAGAAUGUCUUUCCUCUUAACACAAACACGUACCCGAUCACUCGUGGCAUACGAGUCGAACUGGCAUGCACCAUCAUAAUCUGCCUCUUUGGUGUGAUGUCACAAUUUAAGAUCUGGAAAAUCGUCAAGGAGCAGCGAGAGAAGAAGGACGCAGCUCGUCUGCAAGCCGAGGAGCAACGUGCUCAAGAAGAAUCUGAAGUCGGACGAGACAUUGAGGCGAGCAACGGCAAAGAGCUCAAGCAGUGGGAAGCUGUCUAUGGCGACAAGAAUGCCUCCACUCUCCAUAUCGAUUCUGGAGUUGGUUCAUCGAUUGCAAGCGGCCCUCGUAAGCAGUCUACAACGAUCAGCGAGCGACAGAUAGAUGAGAUUGAGAUGGAUCCAGUACCACGAUCUGCAUCCAAGCGUACGACUGUGCAGAGCGGCGUGCCUGCGGUAGUGCUCGAGGAUGCGUCAGAGAGGGCAGAUAGCCCAGUGCUAGGGUUGGAGUCUGUCGAGAAUUUGCUAAGCAAACAUGAUGGCACAGUGGAUGAUUCUGAGGAUGGCUCCCGGACUCCGUCAGCAAGACAGUCACUCGAGGAACCGCCUGCUGCCCAGGAGGGACCCGCUAAUGAAGAAGAUGAUGACGACGACGACCGGGCAUCUUCUGUCGCUGCUGUCGACGAUGCCGCGUCGAGGAAGCAUCUUUCUAUGCCGAACUCUAUCUACAUCCGGGACCACGACCACGAGCUGACCGUCCCGGUACCUCCUCUUCCUCGAGAUCGCUCGCCAGACCCUAGGCGUUCCGUCGUGGAGCUGCCGGUCAACGAAGAGGACGAUGAGGCUAUCGUAAGGUCACCGACAUCCCUUGAUGAGCAUCCUCUGCCAACUGUAACCGCUCUGAAGCCGCAACGACGAAGAUCGGUCGAAGAGUCGAGCAGCAGCGCCCUACCUGGGCGUAGGCUGUCGGAUGGCGGUGCAGACGACAUCACUGUCAGUGGAAACCUGACGGAUCACCUUCCCGGAAAGCUCUCAAAGGUCGCCAUGACUUAUCGGACGAACGAAUGGGCGAAGCACAUUGCAGAUGCUGACGAGCCAGUCGCACCAGAGACGGAGUUGGGUAGCCAAUCGCCAGGGAUUCAGGUGGACACCGCUUUUGCUGAGGAGGCUGCCAAACCAGUGGACGUCGAGGCACUGACACCAGCAUCACCAGUGAUGGUCCGCAAUACUUCGCAAAGCUCGAGCAAGAACCCAUAUCGCGAGAGUAUCCAAGCCACGCCAAAGCCACUAGCGAGGACAAGUAGCGGCGCAGCGACCCCUAUCUACGCUUUCCGAAGCGGCUCAUCAAUGUCGCUGAAUAGAGGAAGCAGUGGCAAUACUAAUCAAGUCAUGCGAAGCAGCUCAGCUAUGACCCUGAACAGGCAGAACAGCAGCAACAGCAUGUCCGCCAAACCAAGAGCAUCCGUACAAGGUCUGCGAAACGUCUUUGCGCCACUCACAAGCCAGCCAUUGAUCGAGUCGCCUAUGGAGGAAGACCAACUUGAAGAUGCGGCAGAUCCUGGUCCUUCUCGUGUCCUACAUUCCGCCAUGAGUAUGGCCAGCAUGAGUAACCUGAUGGGCGAGCGCCAGACACGUCUCAAGAGGAAGCCAACAAGCACAAACUUCAACGUUCUUGCCGCGCAGCUCACCGCAGGCGAUAGCGGCAACACAGACAGCCUAGACGCACGAAACGAGACCGUCUAUAGUCCCGGCUCAGAACGUCAGCAAUUCGUCGCGGAGGAGGACAUGACCCUCGCAGAACGCAAAGCCGUGAUACAACAACGCGAAACAAUGCAAUCCCCGACCUUCCGCGACCAGUCCUCCAGCCGCCAAAGCGCCCGGUCCCUCGGAACCUCCUCACCCAUCGCCCCAGCAGAAACAAACCACAGCACCCUAAUCUACGACUCCCACCAACCCAAACGCACUAACACGGUCGACAAAGCCCACCAAGCCAAUAUGCUCACCCAAUGGCGCGCUUCCAUCCAACAGGAAACUGCGGCCAAACAACCUCUGGUUGAGAAUCAUGCAGCGCGGCAGGCGAUGUUGAAUCAGAGGCAGAUGGCGGAGUUCCAGUUACAGAACAGGCAGGCGGAGAGGAAGAGGCGGGAGAGUGCUGUUGAUGUUGCUAUGAGGACGGGGCAGUUGCAUGGGGCGCAUAGGGAUGCUUUGAGGAGGAUGCAGGCCAAGGCUAGGGAGUCGACGCAGUGA
This is a messenger RNA of Recurvomyces mirabilis, 2817 nucleotides long. RefSeq lists its product as uncharacterized. The transcript has 3 exons. The record is from RefSeq and is a predicted model, not a curated record. NCBI's taxonomy places the organism in Eukaryota, Fungi, Ascomycota, Dothideomycetes, Mycosphaerellales, Teratosphaeriaceae. Bases 1 to 2817 code for a protein of 938 amino acids.